Molecule: messenger RNA, 1452 nt
Organism: Rubroshorea leprosula
Lineage: Eukaryota; Viridiplantae; Streptophyta; Magnoliopsida; Malvales; Dipterocarpaceae
Source: the annotation of a GenBank genome assembly
CCUCAUCACCAUUCAUCAUGGCAGCGUCUGUAAACCAUCAGUCCUUGUUAUCUUUCCUUUCUGUUACCAUAAUCAUCUUCAUUCUUGGUCUCACUGGAUUCUCCUUUACUAGAGCUCAAACUCGCGGCUUUAGUGCUGAACUUAUCCAUCGCGAUUCCCCAAAGUCACCCUUUUACAACCCUUCAGAAGUUCACUCUGAACGCCUGUCUAAAGCCUUUCACCGUUCCAUUGCUCGUGUGUCUCACUUUAAAAGUCCACCUGUUUUCUCAAAAAAUCUACCCGAGUCUAAUGUCAUGUACGGUGGUGGUGGCGAAUACAUCAUGAAUAUUUCAAUAGGUACGCCCUCGGUGGAGAUUGUGGCGAUAGCUGACACUGGAAGCGAUCUUAUUUGGACCCAAUGCAAGCCUUGUUCUCAAUGUAUCCGGUCAAAUGCUCCUCUCUUCGAUCCCGACGCUUCCUCCACUUACAAACCUCUUUCAUGUUUUUCCUUUCUUUGCAAAAUUAUAGAGCCUUCAACAGCUAGGACCUCUUGCCCCGCCAAACCGGGUGACAAUACUUGCUUAUACUCGUACGGAUAUGGAAGUGGCUUCUCAUCUGGGGAUCUUGCCACUGAAACACUCACGUUGAGCUCUGAAUUGGGUUCGCCAGUAAUCCUUCGGAAAACUUACAUUGGCUGUGGAAGGGACGAUCGUGGAACUUUCAAUCCUGUAGAAUCUGGCAUCAUUGGCCUUGGGGGUGGUGCUCUUUCGCUUGUCUCCCAAUUGGGUACUUCAAUUGCAGGUAAAUUCUCAUAUUGCUUGGUGCCUAGUUAUGCCAAGCCCAACACAUCAAGCAAAAUACAUUUUGGUAAAAACGCCGUGGUUUCAGGUCUUAGCGUGGUCUCUACUCCUUUACUCAAGAAGUACCCACAAGCACGAAAUACCUUCUAUAUUCUUAACUUGCAGGCAAUAAGUGUUGAUGAUCUUAGAAUAAACUUUACUGGAUCUAUUAUUGAAACAACGUUGGAAGGUAACUUCAUUAUCAUCGACUCAGGCACACCAUUAACAAUCUUACCAUCUGCUUUUUACACAAAAUUGGAAUCAUUGGUCGCUGGUAAGAUUCGUGCCAAACAAGUUUCAGACCCUAAUCAAGAUUUUAAUCUCUGCUAUGAAAUUAAAUCUGAUUUCAAAGUGCCAAGAAUCACAGUGCAUUUUGAUGGUGCUGAUGUGGAUUUGGCUCCUCUUAACGCCUUCAUUUCGGUAUCUGAGAAAGUUCUGUGCUUUGCCUUUGCACCUGAUGAUGGUGGGAUGGCAAUAUAUGGCAACAUUGCGCAGACAAACUUCUUGAUUGGGUAUGACACAGUGAAGCAAACUUUGUCUUUCAAGCCAAGUGACUGCUCCACACAGUAGUUCCCCACCGUCUUUUGUCUAUCACAUGUAAUUUUCUAAUUUUCAAUAAAAGUUUCUUCGUUUG